Molecule: messenger RNA, 5573 nt
Organism: Gastrolobium bilobum
Lineage: Eukaryota; Viridiplantae; Streptophyta; Magnoliopsida; Fabales; Fabaceae
Exons: 11
Coding region: 250-5118 (1622 amino acids)
Molecular function (GO): protein binding
Source: RefSeq, a predicted model, not a curated record
CCCAAACCCUCACCUCUCUGUCUCUCUCUCUUUCUCUCUCUAUAUUCUCCUGAGUCUUCUCUUCUUCUCUCUAUCUUAUACACUGCAAUUCGCAAACCCUACCCUUUCUCUCUGAAUCUUCGACGCACUUCAAACCCUAGCUCUCUUCGCAUUCCAUUCCUCUCUUCGCAUUCCAUCUCAAUCCUCUUCUUCUUCUUCCGUUCCGUUUUCGGAUCUCUGUGUCUGCGAAUUCCAACAAUCUCGAACUCAAUGGCGAUGGGCGACGGCAAGGUCAAUUUACCCGACGAUCUCUUCUCUUCCAAGCCUUCCGAUUUGCACUCCUCUCUCAAAGAUGAAGCAUCGGGAGGACAUGGUGGAGAGAAAGGGAUUGCUGCCCUUCUUGAUGAUUCAAAAGAUCAAGUGUCAUCUGACAGUAGUAUACCCUUAUCCCCACAGUGGCUUUAUUCCAAACCAAUUGAUGCAAAGACAACUGCCAACCCGGUGGGGGUGAACUCGGCUGAUCCUAUACUGAAAGAUGGUUGGCGUUUGGAGGGAUCUCAGGACAAGAAAGAUUGGAGAAGGACUGCUCCUGAUGUUGACAUCAGUCGCCACUGGCGUGAGGAGGAGAGAGAAACAAGCUUGCUUGGGAGAAGGGAUCGCAGAAAAGAAGAUCGUCGUUUGGAGAAUACUUCAACCUCAGAGAAUAGAUCCUUGCCUUCUGAUCGCUGGCAUGAUAGCCGUGGUUCUGGCCAUGAUUCUCGAAGAGAGAACAAGUGGUCAUCAAGAUGGGGUCCUGAUGAUAAAGAGAAGGAUUCCAGAAAUGAAAAAAGGAAUGAUGUUGAGAAGGAAGAUGGUCAUGCAGAGAAACAAUCUUCUGGUGUUAUCAACCGUGCAGGUUCUGACCGUGAUGCUGAUUCCCGUGAUAAAUGGAGGCCACGACAUAGAUUGGAAGCUCAAGCAGCUGGUGUGGCCACAUACCGUGCUGCACCUGGUUUUGGGCUAGAAAAAGGACGUAUAGAGGGUUCCAAUGUACGAUUUUCACCCGGAAGAGGAAGGGCAAAUAUCAAUGGAAACAUACAAAUUGGAAGGCCUCCAUUGGGCUCUGGUGUUGGAUCUCCACUUAUGGAUAAGAACAAAGCUAUAUUGGGUAAGUCUAGCCUUGGUGCUGAUUCAUAUUACUAUCCCAGGGGUAAGCUUCUUGACAUAUACCGUAAGCAAAAGUUUGAUUCAACUUUUGAAAGCAUACCUUCUGAGAUGGAGCACACAUCACCAAUAACUCAACUUGGUCCUGUAGAACCAUUAGCAUUUGUUGCUCCUGCUGCUGAGGAAGAGGGUGUCCUUAAAGAUAUAUGGAAGGGAAAAAUUACUAGCAGUGAAGUCUCAGGCCACUCCUUUAGAGGAAAGGAUGGCGGGUUAAAUGAUGAUAUUUCAGGUCCUGGUAUUACUUCAAGUGAUGAAAAUCAACCUUCAAUUCGCAGUGGUGGAAGGUUUAUAUCAGGAAUUGAUAUCUCGAAUAGUUCUGAUCAAAUUUUUAUUGGCUCAGCAUCAACUGCUGGUGGUUCAUUGAGAAAUGUAGUUGAUGGAGUAGUAACUUUUCAAGAUGGCAAAUGGAAAGAUAUGCCAACUAUUGGAGUAUAUGGGAGAGAUGAAAACUCUAAUAGCAUCACUAGGGAGGGAAGCAUUUCCAGAAAUAAAGUUGCUGCAUCAGAAACUUUUGAUUACCAUCAGGGUCAAGUUUCUGCUUUUCAGGAAAAUGUUAAUCGGGAUGGUGCUGAAUCAAUUGCUGCUUCAGAAAUCAGUAGUAACCUACCGGAUGAUUUUCGCUCUCUCUUUGAUUUUUCAUCUUUCCAGCAAAUUCCAAGCAUUAAUCAACUGGACUUGAAGAUUAAUGAGAAGACAUAUCCUUCUGAAAGUGUUACUCCUCCUGAGGAGUUGAGUUUGUGCUAUCUGGACCCUCAAGGGGUAAUUCAAGGACCCUUUCUUGGGAUUGACAUCAUUAUGUGGUUUGAACAAGGGUUUUUUGGGAUAGAUUUACCAGUUCGCGUGUCAGAUGCCCCUGAAGGAUCACCAUUUCAAGAACUUGGAGGUGUCAUGCCUCAUCUGAAAGUCAAAUCAGCAUUUGGUUCUGGUAGUAACCUGGUUACUCAAUCAGAACCAUCUGAUGCUAUUGGAAGGAACCUAACAGUAGAUGUACAUGCUUUUGACUAUGAUGGGUCUUCUGUUAGCAAUGAUCAACCCUGGUCUUCAUCCCGACCUGAUGCUACCUCAAGUAUUGGUAUUCCUUCCCAAAUACCUAAUCAAAGUUAUCAAUCUGAAAUCAAGUUCUCUGACGAUCAGUGCUUCAAUAAUAUUGUUGCACAAAAUGAGGAUAUCACCUUAUUGAAAGGAAACGUCAAUGAUAACCCUUUGAUGUGGCCUUUGGAUGUUAAUGCUUCCUAUUCCCAUCCUACUGGAAAAUCUGUUGCAAAUGAAGUUGCAGGAGGUGAUACUCACCAUAGUGAGGCUGAUAAAUUGCAUCCCUUUGGUUUAUUGAUGUCUGAGCUAAGAGACGGCUCUCAUUUAAGGCGUGCUCAAUCUUCCAAUAGUUCUUUGAGAUUGGGUGACCAGGGUCAUUUUCUAGAUCCUCUAAUUGAUAGAGAUGCUCCUUUUGCUGAUCAAAACUCUGCUGGGGGAAUGGUUAAUCAGCCUUCUUUCAGGGAGACAUGGCCUGAUGAAUAUGGGAUACAGAGGCAAUUUAAUCCCAAUCCGAGUGUGGGUUCAUUAGAAGAUCAGUUCUUGUCUCAUAUGGGACCAAAAUUUAAUAAUUUUGAUAUGGCAGAGCAUAUCAUGUUGCAGAAGAUGCAGAAGGAACGGCUUCAGCAGCAGACUAGUAUAUCUAAUCAUUUCCCUGCAAAUCUUAAUGGGUCAGAUUUAGAGAGAUUUCCAGGUUUCUCUCUUUCUCAAAGCAAGAACUCAAACAUGCAGCAGAUGAUGCAGAAUGCAGGGUCUGAUUUUGAACGUCUUCUGGAACUUCAGAUUCAACAACGCCAGCUUGAGCUUCAACAACAGCAAGAUAUGCAUCAUCAACAAUUACUUCAACAACAAAUGAAACUACAGCCCCAGCAACAGUCGCAAGUUCAGCAGUUACUCCUUGAACAGUUUAUGCAUCAGCAGAUGCAUGAUCCCAAUUUUGGACAGUCAAAACAUGAUCUUUCUAGGGAUAACCUGUUUGAUCAGGUACAAUUGAGGAGAUAUCUGCAUGACUUGCAGCAGAAUUCACAUUCUUCAAGACACCUUGAUCCAUCAAUGGAGCAGAUCAUACAAGCAAAUAUAGGCCUCAAUGCUGCCCAAGGAAGGCAAGCAGAUUUGUCAGACCUCUUGUUGCAAGCAAGGCAUGGAAAUAUAUUGCCUUCUGAACAACAUCAUUUUCAGCAAGAUCAGCUUCAGGCACAGCAGUUAUCCAUGGCUCUUAGACAGCAGUUAGGGUUGGAAGGGGAAAGACAUUUUGGUCGGUCAUGGCCAAUUAAUGAAACUGGACCGUUGGUAAGAAAUCCCGCAACCCAUCAGUUGGGUCAUUCAGCAGGAUUUAAUGUUUUAGAUAUUCACAAACAGCAGCAGAGGCUUGUGGCACAAGAGGAGCAAUUAAAUUAUCUGGGAAGGAAUCUUCCUGAGCAGAACCAGAGAGGGUUCUAUGAGCCUAAUCCUAUGAUGUUUGAGAGGUCUGCACCUGUUUCUGUCCAAGGAAGGGAAUUACAAGAACGUCUUCGCUAUGUGCACCCAACUGAUCAACUGGCUUUAUCCUCUCACCACCUACAAUCAUCUGAUGAUCUUUUUGGUCACCACGCAGAUGCAUUUAAGAGCUCUCUCUCUGGGAACAAUGGGCAUGUGGAAAAUAGCUGGAUUGACCCACGUGUUCAACUACAACAUCUUGAAGCUGUGAGGCAGAGAAGAGAGUUAGGGGAUACUGUUACAUCGGCAGAUCUUAACAUAUCUGCAUCUGCUGGUGCUCAUGAAGAGAGUUCAGCGCGAGGUUUUAUGGACCUACUUCAUCAAAAACUGGGUCUUCAAUCCGCACAACCAUCACCUGUUGAUAAGUGGCAUCCUCUUUCAUCAAGAAGUCAUGACAAAUCUUGGCAUGCUUCUGAGGCUAGCUCAUUAAUGCAUCCUUUUGAGCUUCCACCAGAUCAGCAAGUCCAUCCAAAUGACCCAUUUUUAGAUAGGGUUCAAAGUGCUAAUUCCAGUGCCCUAAUGCAUGACCAUUUAACCAGCAUGCAUAUUAAUGAGCAAUACAACAAUCUAGGGAAUACUGAAAGAAUGCCUCUUCGAUCUAGAUCCGGAUCAUUACUUGAAGAACAAUCACUGUUAUCUGCAAAUAAGGAUACUUUACAUUCCAAUUACAGAAUUCCUUUUCGGAUUGGUAAAUCAUCUAUGGAGAAAGACUUACUUGAGUUGGAGACAAAUAAGGGGCAGAGGCAUGAAUUUAUAGGCACAAUUAACAAGUCAGUUCCUGGGAUGUCAGACUUGUCUGAACAAGUGGAAAGCACCAUGAAUUCUAUGGAACUGCCUGCUAUUGCCCAUAGUAGACAUAGCUCUUUAAGCAGUGCAGGUGGUGAUGGGGGCUCAUAUGGUCGUGAGAUUGUUUUGAAUAAUUUGCGUGUAGAUGAGAUUUCUAGUGACAGGAUGCCUCCUCCAACAAAAGGGUUUGAUAAUGCUUUCCAUAAACGUCCUCAUGUAUCUCGGGUUUUAUCCUCACCUGAUGUUCAGUCAGACCAACCAUCUGUACCCCAUACCAAUCAGAAUAAUUUAAUAAAUCUUACAUCCAGCGAAGGGAGACGAGAACCUUCUGGAAAUUCGUCAAUUAGUAGCAUGACUGAUGCUCAGGCUUCUGGGAAAAAAGAUAUUCGGUUCAGAUCAUCUUCUUUCAGUGAAGGCGCCAUGUCAGAGACAUCAUUUAUGGACAUGCUCAAAAAGCCAGUUCAUCCUGAGGUGGAUGCACAUGCAGCCAGCGGAGCUGGGACCGAGUCAUCUGAUGGUGGACAAGCAGGGCGAAUUGGCAAGAAGAAGGGGAAGAAAGGAAAACAGAUAGAUCCUUCUCUUCUUGGCUUCAAGGUCUCCAGCAACCGGAUAAUGAUGGGUGAGAUUCAACGCCCUGAAGAUUGAUAGUUACUCGUAGCUUACCUGUAAAUUUUGCAAUUCUUCUUUUAUUUUAUUUUUUUGUAUAUUUUUUUGGGGGAGGGAUGACUGGUGUACAGUCUGCUAGAGCAUAGCUAUAAUCUUCAAUACAUCCGUUUUUUAUGAUAGGUGGAAUAGAUUUUAUGUAUUUGAAAGCCCUUUUGCGUUGAUUAGUGUGUACAGUCACUGAUGAGUGUAGAUACGAGGAAGCUAUGCGUUGUCAUAUGAUGGAUGGUUCAACUAUUUUUGUGGGAUGGGAUAGGAACAAAGAAUUAGCAUCAGGCUUGGUGAGUGCUUAGCAAUCUUUUAGGGUUCAUGAUAGUUUUUUACAGGUUGAGUAGAAAUGUAAAGGGUUUAGUAAUUCUUGAAUGAGAAAGAAAUCAGAAACAUGUAAUUCUCGUGUUUUAAGGUACAUAGUGAAUGUACUAAUACUAAGUGAACAA